This is a messenger RNA of Falco peregrinus (peregrine falcon), 2396 nucleotides long. It is a transcript of the gene CDKN1B, whose product is annotated as cyclin dependent kinase inhibitor 1B. Gene Ontology annotation, cellular component: cytoplasm; nucleus. The transcript is spliced from 3 exons. NCBI's taxonomy places the organism in Eukaryota, Metazoa, Chordata, Aves, Falconiformes, Falconidae. Gene Ontology annotation, molecular function: cyclin-dependent protein serine/threonine kinase inhibitor activity; protein-folding chaperone binding. Gene Ontology annotation, biological process: negative regulation of cell population proliferation; G1/S transition of mitotic cell cycle; regulation of cell cycle. The record is from RefSeq and is a predicted model, not a curated record. The coding region runs from base 530 to 1126 and encodes 198 amino acids.
CCCGCCGCCGUAACCAAUGGCUCGGCCCGGCUGUUUAAAUAGACUCGUCCUGUCAAUCAUUUUCUUCUUCGUCAGCCUCCCUUCAAUCGCCAUAUUGGGCAACCGAGAAAAGGGCUCGUCUCCCCUUGUUUUUUUCCGUCUCGCUUUUACUACGCGGCGGCGGUGCGAGCGGCGGGGGCAUCGCCGGCACCGGCGGGGCAGCGCGGAGCCGGGGCCGCGGAGGGCAGCGCCGCUCCCGCCUGCGCGCUCCCCCCGCGCAGCGCUCCUCCACCCGCCCGGGCUCCGCGGCGGCGGCGGCGGCUCUGGGGCUCAUCCCCGGGCCGUCGCUUAUGCAAGGGCUGCUCCUCGCCCCUUCGCCGCGGGCCGAGGGCGAGCGGGGCCGGAGAGCGGGGCAGCGCGGCGCAGAGCCGCCGAGAGAUAAAUAAAAGGCGGAGGGGAGGAGGAGAAGGAGGAGGCGGCGGCGGCGGCCCGGGGGGGGUGAGAACAGCGAGCAAAACAACCGCCGCCAGAAGAAAGAGGGUGGGGGGAGAUGUCAAACGUCCGAAUUUCUAAUGGGAGCCCUACCCUGGAGCGCAUGGAAGCCAGGCAGUCGGAGUACCCGAAGCCGUCAGCUUGCAGGAACCUCUUCGGGCCGGUGAAUCAUGAAGAGUUAAACAGGGACUUGAAGAAGCACCGCCAGGAGAUGGAGGAGGCAUGCCAGAGGAAGUGGAAUUUCGAUUUCCAGAAUCACAAGCCACUGGAAGGCAGGUACGAGUGGCAAGCCGUGGAGAAGGGGAGCUCGCCCGACUUCUACUUCAGACCCCCCAGGCUACUGAAAACUGUCUGCAAGUCCGCCGGCCGCCAGAGCUUGGAUGUAAACGGGAAUUGCCAAACCGUGGUUUUUGUCGGUUCUCAGGGAAUCUCAGAGGACACUCACUGUGUAGAUCAAAAGACUGAUGUUUCUGAAAAUCAGACGGACUUUGCAGAGCAGUGCAUUGGGCAGAGGAAAAGACCUGCCACCGAUGAUUCCUGUCCUCAAAAUAAAAGAGCCAACACAACAGAAGAAGAGGUUUCAGAAGACUCCCCCAGUGCCAGUUCAGUGGAGCAAACACCCAAGAAAUCAAGCCCGAGAAGACAUCAAACGUAAAGCGUUUAGAGCGGAGGAUGUUGCGUGUCCUCGUUCAUCGGGUGCGGCGGGGGGCGAUGAAGCGAGGAAGAUGUAAAGUUGUAGUGGCAACGAGAAUACAUACCGCCGGCCUCCGUGGGAUGGAGGUCCUGUACAAGCACUGAAAAAACAGCAGCAGCAAAACAACAACAACAAAAACAAUAACACUAAAAUUUUUAGGCACUCUUAAAAGACCUGCCUCUAAAAGCAUUGGAUGUAGCAUUGUGCAAUUAGGUGUUUCCUUAUUUGCUUCAUUGUACUACCUGUGUAUAUAGUUUACCUUAUGUAGCACAUAAACCUUGUUGGGAGGGGGGAGGGAGUGAAAGAGGGUGACCGAUUGGAACUUGCUUUCACAAUCUAGCAAGCAAAGAAAUGUAUGAAGAGAAGCAGUGUAGGUUUUUUAUUACUUAAAGAUGUAUUGUCCCUUUAAGUGGGUCCACCGUGUUUUUUCUCCCCCCCCACCCCCCCUUUUUUUAAAUAUACCAUCGUGCUAACCCUGCUCAGAGCAGAUUAUUAUAGGCCGCUUGUGAAAUUUCUUCCUCCUGUGUUAAGGUGGGAGCUGCGAUGAUUCCGUUAUGCAGUAGCAAAAGUCGUGUCUCCCGACCUCAAAUCCAUACAGCAGGUCUGAAUGCCUGUAAAAGUUGUGUAAAAUCAUCCAGUUGUUAACAUUGCCUGAUUUCCUUGGGGGGGCGUUGUGUGGUUCUUUUAUUAUUUUUUUUCUUUUAACCUAAUCUGGAGGGCUUUUUGCUCUGAAUCUUGAGUAUUGUUUCCUGAUCUGACCCACUUCCCAAAGUGUGUGUGAGGGAAAAGGGAUACUACAUCUUUAAACAGUAUUUCUACAUUGCCUGUGUACCUGUAUGUAAAAAUAAAAAAAAAGAAGUUUGAAGUGUACCUGUGUACAUAACUCUGUAAAGACACUGAGAAAUUAUACUAACUUAUUUAUGUUAAAAGAUUUUUUUUUUAAUCUAGAAGACAAUAUUUUCCUCCCAUAAAGCCAAAGUGGCAUGUUCUUGUGCAUUUGUAAAUGCUCUAUUUGGUAGACAUUUUAGGGGGUUUUUUUUUGUUUGGGUUUUUUUUGUUGGGUUUUUUUUUUUUUUCCUUUUCCUGAUAAUUAAUAUGGCUGUGCUUAAAAGAUUGCAGACUGAGCCAAUUUAAUAUUUUUUUUUUUUUGUAAUGUGUGGGGGAAAAAAAAUCCAGAUUGAUAUUGUUUCACAUCAAGCAAUCAAUAAAGAAAACUGCCAUAUGUAAGAAA